This is a messenger RNA of Galleria mellonella (greater wax moth), 2855 nucleotides long. RefSeq names its product inhibitor of nuclear factor kappa-B kinase subunit alpha (gene IKKbeta). The record is from RefSeq and is a predicted model, not a curated record. Lineage: Eukaryota; Metazoa; Arthropoda; Insecta; Lepidoptera; Pyralidae. The coding region runs from base 111 to 2441 and encodes 776 amino acids. Gene Ontology annotation, cellular component: cytoplasm; IkappaB kinase complex. The transcript has a single exon. Gene Ontology annotation, biological process: peptidyl-serine phosphorylation; positive regulation of transcription by RNA polymerase II; tumor necrosis factor-mediated signaling pathway. Gene Ontology annotation, molecular function: IkappaB kinase activity; ATP binding.
UGUCAGUCAGGGAUCAAAAUUUUUAUUAUUAAUUAUCUAGGUACACUAGGUAUUUAGUUUCAACAUUAUUUAUAAUUGAUAAUAUCUUACAUAGAAUUUAUUUAUGAAAAAUGGAUAGUGUAGUAUUUAUUGGUGAUUGGGUUAAAGAUGGAAUAUUGGGCUCAGGAAGUUUUGGAACAGUAGUAUUGUGGAAACAUCAAAAAACUGAUGAAAAACUCGCGAUCAAGACGUGUAAAUGGGGCGAUGAACUCACCGUAAAACACAAAGAAAGAUGGUCAAAGGAAGUGGAAAUGUUACAAAAUUGCAAUAACCCUAAUAUAGUAGGUACUAAAGAAUUGCCACAUGAAUUUUUAGCUGGUUUAGAGCCUAUAAAUCCGUCCAAACUACCAAUUUUAUGUAUGGAAUACUGCAGCGGCGGAUCUCUACGACAACAAUUAAAUAAACCUGAGUCUUGCAGUGGAUUGAAAGAAGAUCAAGUUAGACAAAUACUUAGUGAUGUUGGAAAUGCAAUUCAGUUUCUACAUCAGAAUAAAAUUACACAUAGAGAUAUUAAACCCGAAAAUAUUGUCAUUCAAUUGUUAGAUAGUACUGGAACCUAUGAUUUUGGUGCCCAAUGCCAAAGGAAUAUAAUAUAUAAACUCAUAGACCUUGGCUAUGCCAAGGAAAUUGAUUCAAAAUCAGUAUGUGCAAGUUUUGUUGGUACUUUACAGUAUUUAGCUCCUGAAAUUCUCUAUAGCAAAACCUAUAGUAAUUCUGUUGAUUUUUGGUCAUUUGGUCUUCUUGCAUUUGAAAUUAUCUGUGGCACUCGUCCAUUUCUACCAUUCCUAGCCCCAGUGCAGUGGAUGCCACAUGUUAAAAAGAAAAGUCAUGAAAAUGUCUGUGUUUAUGAGACUUUCCAUGGUGACAUAGAAUAUUCAGAUGAAAUCUUUUCAGAAAACUAUGUUUCUAAGCCUUUUAAGGCAAUGAUUGAAAAGUGGUUGAGAGUUGCUCUUGAAUGGGAUCCAAAAUUAAGAGGAAGGGAUUCCCCUUCUAAAGUUACAUUUAAUAUACCAUCUGAAGAAAAGGAAGUAACAAGUAAAAUUGUAAUAUUUAACCUUCUCACAGAUAUUUUAUCAAAGAAAAUUAUUAAAGUGUUUUCAGUUGCCACUUCAUCGCAACAUGCAUAUGAAAUUGAUGACAAAACAUCAAUAACAACUCUUAAAUUUUGGAUAGAAAAAGAUACAAACAUUUCUGUUCAAGAUCAAAUUUUGAUUUCCCAAAUGACAUACACAGAACUUGAUGCUAAUGAACUUAUUGUAAAACAUUGGGAUGAAAAUUGUAAUGUAAUGUUGUUUCUGUAUCACAGAAUGUAUAUUUUAAAAGAAAAUAUUGAGCCCAUAGUACCUAAAGCAGUGCAAAGAUGUCUUGAACAUCCAAAAGCUUUAUAUAAUUUCAAAAAUAGUCAAAAUUUGUACAGGAAUGGACUUUACUUUGUUAUAUCCCAAAUGGAAUUUUAUGACUCUCUUGUUAAAGGAUUAUUUGCUAGAGCUGAAUCAUUAAAACAUGAAAAGACACAGAUGCUUCUCAAACAUAAUGCAGUUGACAAAGAUAUUCGUGAACUUCUUGCAACGAAAGAAAUAAUCUUAAAUAUGUGUGAAACAGGCAAGAAACAUAUUGAAGAUCUAAAAGAAAAAGGCUUAGGGACAAAUCUACUUGGAGGUUUUGACAAACUCUUUAAAGAUGCUGAUGAUUUGAAUGAUAAAAGUAGUAAAUUGCAAACAGCAUGGUCUCAACUCUCUGUAAGAUUACAAUCAGCAGCAAGACGGAGUAAUGAAGUAUUAUCUAUAGAUCUUAACAAUUUUAUACAGAAGUAUAAUUUUCAAAAUAUAUUCAAAAAUGUUAUAACUGUUUAUAUUGCAUAUAAAAAAAGUGAAUCUUACAAUGAAUACAGAGUUAAAGAAAAACAGUGCCACGAUAUUAUGAAAAUAUGCUAUGACUGUCUCAAACUAAGAAGCAAAAUUCUUUUGGAAAUUCGAAAUCAACCGUUUAUGCUGAAACUAAUAGAUUUAAGUACUGAAUUUUAUAAAAUCGCAGACAUUAUAACACAAGCAGCAAAUAAUACUGAAAAACUAAUUAAAGAAUCUGCUGUUGUUGUUGAUGAACUAAACAAAUGUACAUGGUCCACCAUAAGUUUACUUAUCAGGGAUGCCCAAAAUUUGGUGGACCUGCCAUAUAGUGUAGUAUCUUUUCAAAAAAGUAAUUUUAAAAUUGGAGAAGCAGUCUCUAAUCAUUGUAUUAAAAUGAAAAACAAAAUUGAGAAUGAGGAGGAACUGACAUCAUUGAUUGAAGAAAGUAUUAAAUUAAAACAAAAUCAUAAAAAACUUUCUGAAAAAAUUUGUGUUCAGAAACGAUUAUUAAGCAAAACAAAUUUUGAUUACAGUUUCUUAAAUUCAAGUGAGUGAUUGAAUUUUUAUCAUAAGAUCUAUUUUUAACUGCAGUAAUCAAAGUAAACAAUGUGCCUUAAAAUACAUAUAAGUAUUUAACUUACUUUUAAUUAAGUGCAUAUUUUAUAUUACUUAAUUAAAAAAUUAUUUUAUACUAAAUAUACAUUUUUAUUAUGUUUUAAAUAAAAAUUUGAAUGAAUUUUAUUACUAAAUAUUUGACAUUGUUAUAAUGAAAUGAGAAUUUUAUUUGUUGUGAUUUGUGUUUAUUAUGAAUUUCUAGUCCAAAAACUGAAAUCUUAAUUAUUUGUUAUAAUAUAAUGUGUAUUUUAUUAUAUACUUAGAUUAUGUGGUUUUUUUUUUGUUCAGAUGUAUGUUGUUAACUUUUUCUUUGUUUUGUCUAACUCUACUGAUAUGAAAUGUGUGUAAUAAAUU